AUGGAGUCUCGUCGAUGUUCCAUGGCAGGCUUGACGGUGCUAGUGCCGAUCCUGGCAUUACUGGCACUCAACGUUGCUGGUAGUGUGCUUGUGACUGUGCCUGCUCGACACCGAAGCUACCUCCUCCCUGCAAUACUGCUCCCAGCUGCAGUCUCACUCACCAUGAGUGAGCACUUGGAGGUCAUCACAGGGCUUUCCGAGAUAUGGGCCCUCAUCACCUUGAUUGCUUUGACGCAUUACGUCUCGCUUCUGUACAUCAGGAAAUGGAAAGUGGAUAUCACUCCCUCUGACGUCCAGCAGCAGAAGCUCAGCAGCGACAAGGCGUCACAGAAGCCGAUCUUCAUCAGAUCGACAGCCAUCCAUGCUGCAACGCCACUCAAAAGCAGACUCAUCUUUCUCCUUCUGCGCUUCUUUACCGUUACCGUCAUCCUCAACGAUGUCGCAAUUCACCCACCUUUUCUCUCACCAUCCCUAAACCCCGACGACUUCUCGCCGUCCAGUGGGCGCACUCUCCUCGCUCGCCUGCUUCUCCGUUCCAGGGAUGCAGCAACAAAAAGAGAAAUCUACAUACGCUCCUGGCUCACAAUCUCCAUGUUCAUGCACCUAAGCCUCGUUCUCGACGCGCUCCACACAAUCUGCGCGAUUGUCUUCAUCUACGUCUCUCGCAUGGACACGCUGCAGGACUGGCCAGACAUGUUUGGCUCGCCGCUCCAGGCGUUCACAUUGGCGAGAUUCUGGGGAAAGUACUGGCAGAGGGUGCAGGUUGUGGCGUAUCGGGACUUUGUGGAUGUACUCCUCCCGAGUCGCAUGCUGAGCAAUCCUGCGGCGCGAAAGGUUGCGAACGUGGUCUUUGCGUUUCUUUUCUCGGCGUUGUUGCACCAGACUGUGGCGGCAGUGCUGUACCCGCAGUGUGCAGGUAUCAAGGACUUGGCGGAUGUGAAGUUCUUUGCGUUAAACGCUGUGGGCGUACUGUUGGAGUGUGGAUUGCUGGCGGGGUUCGAGGAGAUUGGAAGACAUUUUCUUCCGGGAUCGAGUCGCCGACGUGGAGCUGCUCGGCUUCAGGUGCAGCAGGGGUGGCAGGUUGGCAGCGACGUGUAUGGGGCUUUCCAGCGCGCCUCAUGGGAUAUGCCUGGGUGUUUGCAUUCAUGUUCUGUGUACUUCCGGAGGUGUACUUUCCGAGAUUGCACUGCAACCUGA
This is a messenger RNA of Cyphellophora attinorum, 1197 nucleotides long. RefSeq lists its product as uncharacterized. The record is from RefSeq and is a predicted model, not a curated record. Bases 1 to 1197 code for a protein of 398 amino acids. NCBI's taxonomy places the organism in Eukaryota, Fungi, Ascomycota, Eurotiomycetes, Chaetothyriales, Cyphellophoraceae. The transcript is spliced from 2 exons.